AUGAUCGUCAAGAACUCGCUCGGCUCACUUCCGCCGUUCCCCUCUGACGUGCCUACUGCUCCCAUCGCCAGUGUUACACUUUCCAAGAUCUUGAACGGCGAUGAAGCCGAGGCAGCGUCCGCUGUGGAGGCAUGCCGGACUCACGGAUUCUUCUACUUAGACCUUAGCUCGACGCCUCUCGGUGAGGAUCUCCUCGCAGAGUCCGAAGACCUUCUUCAGCUCUCGUACAAGGCCUUCGACCACCCUAGCGAGGAAAAGGACCCCUACGAGCUCAUCAAAGGCGUCUCCCUUUUCGGGUAUAAAAAGCCCGGCACAGUCAAAAAGACCGAUCCCAACCUUCGUCCAGACACGACCGAGUUCUUCAACGUGUCCAAGGACCACAUGCACGGGGUCGAGCCGACUCGGGACUAUCCUUCCGAGAUCACGGACAACAAGCCGCUCUUCCAGGCGUUCACCAAAAAUGCGCACCAGCUCGGCAUGAUCCUCCUGGGCACCCUCGCAAAGCAGUUGGGUCUGCCGCCUUCGGAAUUUACAGAGAAGAACAUCUUCACCAAGCCAAGUGGCGACCACUGCCGACUUACGCAUAAGUUUGCGCACGUGAGUGACAAGGACGCAAUCGGGCUGCCAUCGCAUACCGACUUUGGCAGUAUUACCAUUCUCUUUAACUGGCUGGGUGGGCUGCAGAUCCAGUCGCGGAAUCCGGAAACGCUGGGUCAGUGGGAGUACGUGAAGCCGAUGGAGGGUCAUGCCAUCAUCAAUCUUGGAGAUGCGAUGGUGACAUUCACCAAUGGGUUGCUGAAGUCGGCAAAGCACCGAGUCGUGCCGGCGCCGGGCGAGCAGGUCAACGUCGAUCGAUAUUCGAUUGUGUAUUUCGUUCGCCCCCACAACGAAGUUAUCAUGGAGCCGUGCGAGAAAUUCAAGGACCUGAAAGAUGACCUCAAGGUUGCGGGCAAGUUCGAGCCUGAGGGCGGCAAGAUCCUGACAGCAGGCGACUGGAUGGUGCAACGGGCGAAGCAGAUGGGUUCGUAG
Molecule: messenger RNA, 1029 nt
Organism: Cyphellophora europaea CBS 101466
Lineage: Eukaryota; Fungi; Ascomycota; Eurotiomycetes; Chaetothyriales; Cyphellophoraceae
Exons: 2
Coding region: 1-1029 (342 amino acids)
Molecular function (GO): dioxygenase activity
Source: RefSeq, a predicted model, not a curated record